Messenger RNA from Xyrauchen texanus (razorback sucker), 2197 nucleotides. Its product is annotated as cardiac phospholamban-like. Lineage: Eukaryota; Metazoa; Chordata; Actinopteri; Cypriniformes; Catostomidae. Gene Ontology annotation, cellular component: membrane; sarcoplasmic reticulum. The transcript has 2 exons. Bases 232 to 390 code for a protein of 52 amino acids. Gene Ontology annotation, molecular function: ATPase inhibitor activity. Gene Ontology annotation, biological process: negative regulation of heart rate; negative regulation of ATPase-coupled calcium transmembrane transporter activity; negative regulation of calcium ion import into sarcoplasmic reticulum. The record is from RefSeq and is a predicted model, not a curated record.
UGCAGAGCACAUACCGCCCUUCUCUUCUCUGUUUGUUUACUCCACCCCUUUCAGUUCAUCCUAUAAACUUUGUAGCGUGUUCUGAGAGCCUCUGUGACAUUCAGUAGUUUCCUGCUGGUCCACUCUUUACGGCACCACUGCAACGCAACAGCACCCCUCAACUCCUGAAAUCUAUUCCUGUUGCUGCCAUUUGCCUGCAGUCUUCACUUCCAACCCACGGAAGCCAUCAGGAUGGAGAGGGUGCAGCACAUGACACGGUCAGCGAUUCGGAGGGCAUCCAACAUCGAAGUGAACCCGCAGACCAAGCGCAACUUACAAGAUCUUAUCAUCAACUUCUCCCUCAUCCUCAUCUGCCUCCUGCUUAUCUACAUAAUCGUCUUGCUCAUGUGACACCAAAAGAAGACAACCGGCCAAUCAGAAGAUGAGCUGUGCAAUAUCUUAGACAAUUUGAGGGAAUACGAAGUCCUACUGAUGAUACAACACAUGUCAAUUUCCUGAAAUGAUGCAAGGUUUUGAAUGAUGGCACUGAUCUUUCUCCAUUUAUGUUUUUUGCAUUCUUCCUACAACAAAAAGCAUGUUUCACCUGUGAAUGGCAAUGAGUGUACAUUUAAUUUAGUUAUUUUAAAUGCACCUAUGUUAUAACAUUUUAAAAGUAGAAAGUAGACCUCACCAAACUGCUCCAUUACGAUUACCAAAUUAAGUUGCAAAACUAGCGACUGUUUUCAAACAGGUUUUCCAAACACUCCCCUUAUGUGCUAUUGGUUGGACAAACAGAUUGUUCUGCCCCAAAUGUUUUAAUAGCGCCACAAAGCCAGUGUUAACACUUUUCAGGAGAAUCGACAUACAAAUGGCUAACUUAUCUUUACAUUUAACUGGGGCAGAAGGAAGUGUUUCAAUAAUAAAAAAUACACAUAUCACAGUCAUUUGAAAUGUGAACAUUUGUGCUUUGGCAGUGUGGUUGGUAUUUUUACAGUGAUUCCAAAUAUGAAGGUCACUCAAAAUGCAAAUUGUGGAUGCAAAAAGCUUUUAUUCUGACUUGUGCAUAAAAUAUCAAUUGAGUUUCAGAGGUAUAAGCAAUAAAACCACCGAAUACCAGCCCACGCAAAUAAUUAAUAUAAAAAAAGGGUGUAAUUAUGAGCCAGAGUUGUUCCCAAAGGCAGAUAAUAAAUCAGGCAUGGAGAACGGCAACUCUUGUAAAUGCUAAGUCUAUCAUGUCAAUGUCCAGUAAAAACAUUUUUAAUUAUUGUGUUGAAAUGCAAAAUUGAUAGUUCAGUCCAAGAAAAAAAGAGCAUGCUGGAACUGAGGUAAAUUAGUAGAUAAUAUUGACAUUGUUUCACAUAUUGAGCCAAAAUGGAACAUAUGAGGAUAUUUUUAAAUGUGGAUAACCAAAAAAGGGAAUGUUUGUUUUAAACAUUAUGUGCUGACUGACUAAAUGUUUUAAACAAACGUAGCUAGAUACAAACCAUGUGCAUAUCCCAUUCAAGUAAAAGUAAGUACUUAAAUGUGACUUUCUUAUUCAAAACCGGUUCAACCUUUAAUAAAUAUAGGAAACGAAUUAUUUGGUAACACUUUACAUUAUGGUUCCAUUCUUUAACAUUAGUAACUGCAUCAUAAACAAACAAUGAAAAACAUAUUUGUUACAGCAUUUAUUAAUGCAAUUGUUCAUUGUUAGUUCAUAGUGCAUUAACUAAUGCUACCUAAUACAACUUUUGAUUUUUAAAAUGUAUUAGUAUACGUUGAAAUAACAUUAACUAAGAUUGAUAAGUGCUGUAAAAGUAUUGUUCAUUGUUAUUUCAUGUUAACUAAUGUUGCUAACUAAUGGAACUUUAUUUUAAAGCAUUACCAAUGCAUUGCUUUUAUAAUUAUUAUUAGAAACUAACAGCACAACACAGUGUAGUCUGAUUCCUGAUUGAGGGACUCUUAUGAGUAGAUUCUUUUGAAUCUACACAUCAAAACAUACAGGGCUUCCUACCAAACAAAUGACUCUUAUCACCCAGUUAUUUUGUGAAUGAAUAAGUUACUGAACCACAAUUCAUUUAUUUUGUCAUGUCUGACAGCAAAUGAACCAAGAAUUAUGACUGAUUUUUUUUUGGUGAAUUGUGGUUGUUGAUAUAACAUUUGUAGUUUAAAAUAUACUUUAGAAGUUUGCUGUAAUUAGUGGUAUUUAAAAAAAAAAGAAUAAAAGUCUGUGUAAACA